CGUUACACAUUUGUAACGCGGAAACCUUUAAUAUAAAGGUUAAAAGGGUAAAAGCGUAAAAGCAAGUAUUUAGGGCUGGCUGUUACUAUAUAAAGAACCGUCUCUACGUUGCUUUUCUCUUCACGAACGAACGCUUCUCAUUGGCUCAUCAUUACCAAAUCAUCAUAAUAAAUCGUCAUUUCUCUCAAAAUUAGGGUUUUCUCUUCCGGUUAUCUGUAUCUGGGGUUUUGAAGGUUUCGUUUCGUAUCUGGGAAGAAAGGAUUCGUUAAUUCGUGGUCUAGAUCUAAAAUUCAUAUAUAUAAGGCGUGAAUGAGAUUAUGAUGGAAUCGAAAGGUGGUAAUAAAAAGUCGUCGUCUAGUAGUUCCUUAUUUUACGAAGCUCCCCUCGGUUACAGCAUUGAAGACGUUCGCCCCAACGGUGGAAUCAAGAAAUUCAAAUCUUCUGUCUACUCCAACUGCGCUAAGAGGCCAUCCUGAGUUGUAGCGUGCACCGAGUCCUCCUGCUAUAGUUAUAGCUUUUUAUAAUUUCCAGUUUAUAAUUUACUUUUUUCUUUCUAAGCUCCGUUUCUGCUUGGUUCCCCAAUCCCAUCGUUCUCUCCUCCUACUACAAUGGCCUUAUCUGCAAUCGGUUUCGAAGGCUACGAGAAGCGCCUCGAGGUCUCUUUCUUCGAGCCUAGCUUCUUCCAAGACUCCAAGGGACUUGGUCUCCGUGCUCUGACCAGGUCCCAGCUUGACGAGAUUCUCACUCCUGCUGCCUGCGAGAUCGUUUCCUCUCUCUCCAACGAUCACUUGGACUCUUACGUCCUCUCUGAGUCCAGCUUCUUUGUCUACCCUUACAAAGUCAUCAUCAAGACCUGUGGCACCACCAAGCUCCUCCUCUCCAUCCCGCCGCUUCUUAAGCUGGCCGGUGAGCUUUCCCUGAGUGUUAAGUCUGUUAAAUACACUCGCGGCUCCUUCCUCUGCCCUGGAGGCCAGCCUUUUCCUCACAGGAGCUUCUCUGAAGAAGUCUCUGUUCUUGAUGGUCACUUUACUAAGCUGGGUUUGAACAGCGUUGCCUACUUGAUGGGUAAUGAUGAUGAAAAUAAGAAAUGGCAUGUCUAUGCUGCCUCUGCUCAGACCUCCAGCGACUGCAACAACAAUGUCUACACGCUCGAGAUGUGCAUGACUGGUCUUGACAAGGAGAAAGCCUCUGUCUUCUACAAGAAUGAAACUGGUGGGGAGAAUGGAUCGAUGACCGACAACUCUGGAAUCAGAAAGAUCCUCCCUAAGUCCCAGAUCUGCGACUUUGAGUUCGAGCCCUGUGGCUACUCUAUGAACUCCAUUGAAGGAGAUGCAAUCUCCACUAUCCAUGUGACCCCUGAGGAUGGGUUUAGCUACGCUAGCUUCGAAGCCGUGGGUUAUGACUUCAGCACUCUCGACCUGAGCCAGCUUGUGACAAGGGUUCUGUCUUGCUUUGAGCCAAAGCAAUUCUCUGUGGCUGUGCACUCGAGCGUUGGAGCGAACGCGUACAAGCCGGAGAUCAGUGUGGACUUGGAAGACUAUGGGUGCAGAGAGAGGACAUUUGAGUCUUUGGGAGAAGAGAGUGGGACGGUGAUGUAUCAGACGUUUGAGAAGCUUGGCAAGUACUGUGGAUCGCCUAGAUCUACCUUGAAGUGUGAGUGGAGCAGCAACAAUAGCUGCAGCAGCGAGGACGAGAAGGACGAGGGAAUCUAGCAGAACUAUUUAUGAGCUUUCUGUUUUUAUGCAUCUUUCUUUUGUUUCGUAAUGAAUAAUGGCUUGUGAAGUUGAGGUACUCUCACCUUUCACAAGCAUGUGUGCUGUGUGUUUCGUACUGUUAUGUUUGGAUCUUUAAUAUAUGAAAAAGACUAUUAUGUUUGCUAUUA
Brassica napus (rape) is the source of this 1882-nucleotide messenger RNA. Its product is annotated as S-adenosylmethionine decarboxylase proenzyme 3. Gene Ontology annotation, biological process: spermidine biosynthetic process; spermine biosynthetic process. The transcript is spliced from 4 exons. The coding region runs from base 609 to 1712 and encodes 367 amino acids. The record is from RefSeq and is a predicted model, not a curated record. NCBI's taxonomy places the organism in Eukaryota, Viridiplantae, Streptophyta, Magnoliopsida, Brassicales, Brassicaceae. Gene Ontology annotation, molecular function: adenosylmethionine decarboxylase activity. Gene Ontology annotation, cellular component: cytosol.